AUGGUCUACAAAGGAAUCCUCACAUGGGGGAAUCGUGUAAACGAACUAGUUGUUGUAAAACGUCUAGAUGCCAGUGGAUUUCAAGGUAACAAGGAGUUCCACACAGAGGUGACAAUGCUUUCAGAGUAUCAGCACCAAAACAUUAUAACCCUUAUAGGUUUUUGUGAUGAUAACAAUGAGAUGAUCCUAGUUUACGAAUAUGCAAUCAAUGGAAGCCUCAACACUUAUUUAAGUGUCACUACAACGACGGAUGACUUAUCAUGGCAACAUUGUCUCAAAAUAUGGAUUGAUAUUGCUUUUGUUUUGUACUACCUUCAUAACCAUGUGGCUAAAAAGCACAGAAUAAUUCACCACGAUAUAACAAGCGCGAAUAUUUUGUUGGAUGAAAAUUGGAAUUCAAAACUUUCGGAUUUUGGAUUAGCUAGGAUUGGUUUACCAAAUCAACAUAACACCUUUGUGAUCACUCACCCUGGUGGUACACCUGGUUAUAGUGACCCACAAUAUGAAAGAACAGGUUUUUUAACGAAAGAGUCAGACGUUUAUUCAUCUGGUGUGGUUUUGUUUGAAGUUUUGUGUGGAAGGCUAGCAUAUAUUUUGAGUUACCAUGAUGAACAGAAAUUUCUCCAUCAUUGGGCUCGAACGCACUACAAAAAUGGAGAGCUGGAUGAGAUUAUUGAUCACAGAAUAAAGAAUGCUAUCAAACCAAAAGCAUUGAGAACAUUUUCAGCUAUUGCUUAUCAAUGUUUGCAAAAAUCUCGGGAAGAAAGACCUACAAGUGCUGAGAUUGUAUACCAACUUAAGGACACCAGGAAAAUCCAAUUAGAAGAUGAAGGAGAUGCACACUUCUCUAGUCCAUACACAAAGGGAAUCUUUCGUCAAUCUUCAGCAAACAAGGGAGAAAUGUAUGAAUAA
Messenger RNA from Lactuca sativa (garden lettuce), 912 nucleotides. RefSeq names its product putative receptor-like protein kinase At5g39000. Gene Ontology annotation, molecular function: transmembrane receptor protein tyrosine kinase activity; ATP binding. Gene Ontology annotation, biological process: protein autophosphorylation. Lineage: Eukaryota; Viridiplantae; Streptophyta; Magnoliopsida; Asterales; Asteraceae. The record is from RefSeq and is a predicted model, not a curated record. Gene Ontology annotation, cellular component: plasmodesma; plasma membrane.